CUCCUCAGUCAGGCUGCAGGACCUCGUGGCCAGUGUAAUGUAGUGUGCCAAGUUCUGGCUAAGGCUGUGCUUUAUUCUGCUGCACAUAGAUUUCCAAAUCUGAAGUCUGUCCGGGAACUGAUCUUGAAACGUGGACAAGCCAAGGUCAAGAAUAAGACCAUCCCUCUAACGGACAACACAGUGAUUGAGGAUCACCUGGGGCGGUUUGGUGUCAUUUGCUUGGAAGACCUCAUUCAUGAAAUUGCCUUCCCGGGGAAGUAUUUCCAGGAGAUCUCAUGUUUCUUGCACCCAUUCCAACUCUCAGGGGACCGUCACGCUACCAAGAAUAAAGUGGGCUUUCUCAAGGAGGUGGGCACACCUGGUUAUCGGGGUGAACGCAUCAAUCAACUCAUCCGCCAGCUGAACUAGACCCAGGUGAGGCAGGGCUGAAAACUGCCCUGGAGCUGACUGUUGAUGGGCCAUGCCUUGCCACUUAAAAGCUCUUUUUGGAUUUACCACUGUUUUUGAGAGUAACCUUGAGACUGGGAGGAAAGAGGAGGCUGGUAUUUACAAGGCUAAUGGAUGGAGACCUGCUUGGAACAGUGAAUGCCUGAUGAGGACAUGGGACUAUGUAUUCCUAAGAGUUACAGGUUAGAAAAUGUUGAGUGACAAAAAAAAUAUUGGUAUUCUGUGGUUAUUUAGCUGGAAAUAGGGGAGGAUAUUAAAGACUAAUUUCAAAAAGGAAAAAA
This is a messenger RNA of Galeopterus variegatus (Sunda flying lemur), 728 nucleotides long. Its product is annotated as 60S ribosomal protein L7-like 1. NCBI's taxonomy places the organism in Eukaryota, Metazoa, Chordata, Mammalia, Dermoptera, Cynocephalidae. Gene Ontology annotation, cellular component: cytosolic large ribosomal subunit. The annotation marks the transcript as partial. Gene Ontology annotation, molecular function: RNA binding; structural constituent of ribosome. The transcript has 2 exons. Gene Ontology annotation, biological process: maturation of LSU-rRNA from tricistronic rRNA transcript (SSU-rRNA, 5.8S rRNA, LSU-rRNA). The record is from RefSeq and is a predicted model, not a curated record.